Scomber scombrus (Atlantic mackerel) is the source of this 3748-nucleotide messenger RNA. It is a transcript of the gene prickle1b, whose product is annotated as prickle homolog 1b. The coding region runs from base 74 to 2851 and encodes 925 amino acids. NCBI's taxonomy places the organism in Eukaryota, Metazoa, Chordata, Actinopteri, Scombriformes, Scombridae. The record is from RefSeq and is a predicted model, not a curated record. Gene Ontology annotation, molecular function: zinc ion binding. The transcript is spliced from 8 exons.
AUUUUAUCCUGAUAAACGGAAUAUUCAGCUCGACUCCGGACCAAGUUGCUGUCUCUGAGUGCGCCCGUGUGUGAUGAACCUGGAGCGCAGUGAGAGAGGGGAGCGUCCUUCACAUCGAGGCCCAGAGAUGGAGCUUCGUGCUGGGGGAAAGAUCGGGAAGAUGUCUGUGGGCUUCCAGAGGAGCUCCACCUCAGACGAUGACUCUGGGUGUGCACUGGAGGAGUACGCCUGGGUGCCACCGGGACUCAGACCUGAGCAGGUACAGAUGUAUUUCUCCUGUCUGCCAGAGGACAAAGUGCCAUAUGUCAACAGCCCAGGAGAGAAGUGCAGGAUCCGACAGCUCCUCUACCAGCUGCCGCCACACGACAAUGAGGUGCGCUACUGCCACUCUCUGACUGAGGAGGAAAAGAGGGAACUGCACAUGUUCAGUGCCCAGAGGAAGAGGGAGGCACUGGGGAGAGGAACACCCAAGAUCCUGCCCCGAGCUCUGCAACACACACGUUGUGAAAAUUGUGGUGGAGGGAUCAAUGGAGGGGAGAUGGCAAUUUUUGCCUCCAGAGCAGGGCCGAGCCCCUGCUGGCACCCAGCAUGCUUUGUAUGUGCCACAUGUCAAGAACUGCUGGUGGAUCUGAUCUAUUUCUACCAAAACGGCAAGAUCAUCUGUGGGAGACAUCAUGCUGAGCUUCUCAAACCACGAUGCACCUCUUGUGACGAGAUCAUCUUUGCGGAUGAGUGCACUGAAGCAGAGGGUUGUCACUGGCACAUGAAGCACUUUGCCUGUUUCGAAUGUGAGACAUUGCUUGGGGGGCAACGCUACAUCAUGAAAGAUGGCCGACCCUACUGCUGUGGCUGCUUUGAGUCACUGUAUGCUGAGUACUGUGAGGCCUGUGGUGAAAAUAUUGGUGUUGACCAUGCCCAGAUGACCUACGAAGGAGUACACUGGCAUGCUACAGACCAGUGCUUCUGUUGUGCCCAGUGUAAGACAUCUUUGCUGGGUUGCCCCUUCCUGCCGAAGCAAGGCCGCAUCUAUUGCUCCAAGGCUUGCAGCCAAGGGGAGGAUAUUCAUGCUUCUGACUCGUCCGAUUCUGCCUUCCAGUCUGCCCGCUCACGUGAAUCACGGCGCAGCGUCCGCAUGGGGAAGAGCAGCAGGCCUGCAGAACAGUGGAGACAGUCACAGCUGUUUAACCCCCCUGCUACUGUCCCCUCAUUUGAGUACAAGUUUGGGGACGGCGAGGGUGAUGGCGAUGCUGAUGGCGACAUUGAUAUUGUAGGGCGGAAACUGGCCCGUCUAGGCCUGGAGGAGGAAAGGUUCUGGAGGGAACGAGAGGAGCAGGAUGUUGGGGGAGAGGAGGAUCCAGAGGAGUGGGCACAGCAUGAGGACUAUAUGACUCAGCUCCUGCUUAAGUUUGGUGACCGUGGGAUGUUGCACCAACUUCAGCAGCCAGCCCUAAAAUCUCCCAGCCCUAGCAGUGACAGAAACAGGCUAAUAAGUGUCUCUGACCCCUGGCUAAAGCCUGACUCUACAUCCAUGGGGGUUACCCCCUCCUCACCAACCCCUGCCAGUCCUACCCAGAGCCAGACUUCCAAUCAAUCCCGAGCCAACAGCCUUAGCCCUGGACUGAUGAGCAAGAAGCACCUGCCUGAAAUGUACUGGGCUCAGUCCCAGGAUGGGUUGGGAGAUUCAGCCUAUGGGAGUCAUCCAGGUCCUGCAAGUGCCAGAAAAAUCCAAGAGCUGGAGUUGGACCAAGAUCAGGAGCAGUCUGGCACAGGAAGACAGGGCCUAUGGCCAGACACCAGGCAGUGGUACCAAGACUCACUCGAGUGUAUUGCUGAUGAGCUUAGGAAGGCAGAACAGGGUGUUCGAGACUCCAUGGACUCCCUGGCACUCUCAAACAUCACUGGUGCAUCAGUGGAUGGAGAUGACAGGGACAGAUCUAUAGUCUACUCCCUUCAUGCCAUGCAGGAUCCGUUGGUGGCAGAAGACUGUGAGAAGAUGAGCAACAUGGGGACCUUUAAUUCAUCCCAUAUUCACCACAGUAACAACUCCCUCAACCUUAACACGGAGAAGGGAGAAGAGGAGGCAGCAUUGGCAAUGAGAGGAGGCACAGCUGGAGGACUUCUCUCAUUAUCCCCACAUUCAGAUGGCCUCCCUCCCUCUUUUGUCCAUGCCCCAGCUCUGAGGAGGAGUAAGUCACAGUCAAGGCCUCCUCAGAUGGUCAAGUUCUCAGAAGACACGGUGGACAAUGGAUAUAAUGAUGCAUUUGAGGUGAAUAGUAGAAAGCAUCCCAUGAGUGAGAAGCCACAGCGGAGGGCGUACUGUGCAGAGGAAAUGGGCAAAGAAAGAAGCCGCCCAGUGAGCCACCAUGGCCGCCACAGACAGCACAGGCAAGGCAAGCACCACAGGAGUCGCAAAACCCGCUCGGACAAUGCCCUUCACAUGGUGCCUUUGGAGAAGGCACAGAGGCCAUAUGAGCCCCAGCAGCAGGGUCUGGUAAACCCUCCUUGUGGUGCCCUGCUCCUACAGCAUCCCCCACACAGGCUGCCUCUGGCCUACUCGCAAACCCGAUCAGACUAUAUGCUCCAGGGCUCAACUCAAGGAGAUCCACGAGUUGACAAUUUCAUGGGUCUCUACAGAGAUGAUGAUGACUGGUGCUCUACUUGCUCUUCAUCAUCAUCAGACUCUGAGGAGGAAGGUUAUUUCCUGGGCCAGCCAAUCCCCCAGCCUCGACCUGCAGGGCGCUACUAUGCUGAAGACUUCCCAACUCGGGUCACAGCCCUUUCACCCCACAGUCAUGGCUCACAGACUGGUCGCCGAAAGAGCCACCGUUCCAAAAACUGUAUCAUCUCUUGAAACCUCAGACUAUAUUUACAUUAUAACCCACAACACAUUAAGCAAUAAAGGCAGAUUCUUUGAUCAUAUGAUAGCCAACACGGAUCAAAUCUAGGUUUUGAAAGGCAGUUCAAGAUAACUCGUGGGCAAAUAUGUCCAGAUUCAUAUCGUAUUUUAGACGUAGAUGUAUGGAAAGAAGAAUUCUUUGAUUUUAACUGAAGAAAAAAAAGAAAAAGGAAACUGGAUCUGUGCUUAUAUUACAUUUUUGUACAAAUUUGGCCUAGAUACUGGGACUUGUUGAAUUUUAGCAUUAAUAUGAUGCAUGGACUGGGGAAUUUGGAGGCCUUCCUUUGGACAGUGUGGACUGAAAUUGUGCACAGUUUGUCAGAGUGAAGACAUUUAACUUUUUCGUUUCAGCAUUUGCCUUUAAGUUGUUCUUUUUUUUUAAUGUUUCAAGAUCAGUUAAAAGUUUUGCAGCAAUACCCUUGUGUACAGUAAAAAUGGCAAUACUAUUACACAGAGGUUGAUAAUUAUGGUAGAAAAUAGAAACUAACCAAAUAAUUAUUUAAAGCAUAUUGACAUUGUAUAUACUAAGUUAAGAUUUUAAUACUGGUAUUUUUAUAUCUGUGGUUUAAAAAAAACGUUUUUGAAGUAUGUGAUAGGAGAAAAUAGCAGUUGUAAACAAACAGACCUCGUUAAUAUUUCAUGAGAAACAACAAAGAAGGUGCCACUUCAUAAACUGUGUACUUCACAGUAAAGUGCCAUGUAACAAUGUCUAUUAUAACCUAUAUUCCACAAUGCUCACUAUUGGUGUAGAAAACAUAAAAUGAAUAGCAGUAACACCCGCAUUGUCCAUAUUCAGCCCAACUAUUCACUACCCUUGCUCUGUCAUAACUAGUUAAUUGCUUUGUGAUGUAA